Molecule: messenger RNA, 2168 nt
Organism: Cuscuta europaea
Lineage: Eukaryota; Viridiplantae; Streptophyta; Magnoliopsida; Solanales; Convolvulaceae
Source: the annotation of a GenBank genome assembly
GUGUAUUUAGGUUUAACACCUAUUUAAUCCAAUCUAGGCUUCACAUUUGUGAACUCACUACAUGAAUUUCAAUUGUUUAUUCACUAAAUAUCCGUAAGUAUUUUAUUCGUUUCAGUCGUCACCCUAAGACUGCUUAUUAAAUACUAUCUUCACUUUCUUGUUUCAAUUCAAGAAAAAUAAAAAAGAAUAAAGAAAAGAAGAUUUGAUCAAUGGAAUUCAAGAAGUGUUGUUUCAUUGUCUUUGUCAUCCUCAUCAUUAUCGCCGCCGCCGUAUCUUCUGCCCCUUCACUCGGCUACCGGAUUGGCUCCGGCACGGCGGUUCUUGAAGACCAAAUGAUUCCAUUUGGCGGUGGUGAACCCAGAACCGAUCAGUUGGCCGGCGGCGGCGAAUGGGUGCUUCUACAAGACAGCGUCGGCGUCUCAGCCAUGCACAUGCAGCUCAUGCCGGACAACAAGGUGGUGAUAUUUGACCGGACGGACUUCGGAGCGUCGAACCUCUCCCUCCCCCCGGGAAAGUGCCGGUACAACGACGAAGUGCUUUCAGAAGACUGUACGGCCCAUUCCCUUCUUUAUGACAUUACUACAAACACCUUCCGCCCACUCAUGGUCCGGACCGACGUCUGGUGUUCCUCCGGCGGCCUCAACGCCAACGGGACGCUCAUCCAGACCGGCGGCUACCACAGAGGGGGGCAGAAAAUACGAACUUUCACUUCUUGCGGCGGCGGCGGCUGUGAUUGGGUCGAGCUCGAGCAGAAUCUCACGAUUCAGAGAUGGUACGCCACCGACCAUAUUCUUCCUGACGGCCGAAUCAUCAUUGUCGGCGGCCGGCGAGCUUAUAGCUAUGAAUUCUUUCCCAAGGUCAAUGACAGAUUCAAUGGAGUAUAUCAACUCCCGUUCUUGGUGGAAACAACCGACGACCCGAAAGAAGAAAACAAUCUUUACCCGUUUCUGUAUCUUUUACCGGACGGCAAUUUGUAUAUUUUCGCCAAUCAGCGUUCUAUAGUUCUUGAUUAUCACAAAGACAGGGUCAUUAAGGAGUUUCCGCCAAUUCCAGGCGACAAAAGGUCGUAUCCGGCGACCGGUUCGUCGGUGAUGCUGCCAAUGCAUUUAACGGGGUACCCGCCUGUUCUAUUUCCGGCGGUGGAGAUUUUGGUCUGCGGCGGCAACCAAGGUGGCGCGUUUCGUAAGGCAGAGAAGCAUGUAUACGAACCCGCAUCGCGCACGUGCGGGCGCAUGAGGAUAACCGACCCGAACCCCAUUUGGGCCAUGGAGUACAUGCCAAUGGGUCGGGUCAUGUCGGAUAUGUUGAUUCUGCCCGUCGGUGACGUGAUCAUUCUCAACGGCGGGUCGAAGGGGACUGCCGGGUGGGAGGAUGGGGAAGACCCGGUUUAUAACCCGGUCAUUUACAAACCCAACGAGCCUGACCCGAGUAUGCGAUUCUCUGUUCUCGCCCCCACCACAAUACCGAGGAUGUACCACUCAUCUGCUAUCCUGCUGCCAGAUGGCAGAAUAUUAGUGGGUGGAAGUAAUCCACACGCAAGGUACAACUUCACAACGCCAAGGUACCCUACGCAGCUGAGCUUAGAAGCCUUCACCCCACCGUAUCUGUCCCCACGCUACUCGUAUCUCCGCCCUUCGAUCCUUUCGGUUGAGUCAGCAAGUGGCGGGAACGCCAUAUCGUACGGUGAGAGAUUCUCCAUCACAUUCACGCUGGCGGGGAUGAUUGACGGUCGCGAUGGAGGGCUCACCGUAAGCAUGAUUGCACCCUCAUUCACCACACACUCUUUCGCCAUGAACCAGCGCAUGUUAGUCUUGGAUAUUUCUGCAAUAGACCGGCUCUCCCCGCUGGCGUACAGGGUUACGGUGUACGCGCCUCCAACGCGUAACAUUGCACCCCCGGGGUAUUAUAUGGUGUUUGUGGUGUACCGGAGCACCCCUGGACACAGUAUCUGGAUCAGGAUGGUUUGACUGCUGGUCAACUUCUUACCUCUGCAUGCAUUGAAUUGUUGCUAGCUAGAUAUUCAAAGUAUUCUAAAUACAUGUACUGAUGCAUUUUGAUUGUUAUAGAAAAAGUACAUUUUGUCACAGAUGUAAUUGCAUAUGUAAAAAAGAAGAUUGAUUUAAAUAAGUUAUUUGUUAUAUAUGAAUGAAGUUUAAGAGUUUUUAAAG